CCGAACGGCGGCGCCUGCACGGCUUCCCUCCAGGGCCGUAGGCGACCCGAGGAGGAAGAGGAGGAGGAGGAGGAGGAGGAGGAGGAGGAGGAGGAGGAGGAGGAGAAGAAGAAGGAGGAGGAGGAGGAGGACAGGUCGCCUAAGCCCUUCGGAGAAAGCCUCCAGCGGCGCCUCCUUCCACCGGCGAAAGAGGCACUGCAGCUGCGCUGCCGCAGCGGAGCCACGCGCGAGGGCAGCGUUGCAGAGCCACUGGCGCGAAAAGGCUUCGGCGGCGGGCCGCUGGCCGCUGCGGAGGAGCCUGUGCAAGACGAGGCCAGCACGAGGAGACACAUCGGGCAGAGGCUGAGCCGUCGGGGUCGGCGACUGCACGCCCGAGGCCCGCUGAGCCAGCGCCAGGCGCAUACAGCACUCAAAAGUCUGUGCCGUUCGGCGACAGAGGUGCAGGAAGGGCAGGAGGAAGAAGCAUGCCCAAACAUGCGACCGCGAAGCGGAGACAGGGCAGGGAGGAAACCAAGAAGCGCGGCAAGUGCGAAGUCUGAUGCGAACGAUGCACUAAACGAAUAGGACAUGCGCUGCAAUUCGCAGCCUGCCUGCAGGAACCCUGGCGAAAACGACGACCUCGCGUCUCAAGAGCAGCUGUGAAACCGUGACAUGAACGCAGCAGCAUGGAAACCCUAAACAGCACGGCGCAUGAGAAGACGCAUGGGGUCUGAAAACAAAACUUAGGAUGGGAUGGAUGGAACAGCCAUAAGGUCAAGUCACAUGACUACACCGCGCGCGGGCGCCCCGCGGGACGCGCCCGGGGCGCCGCCGGCGCGCUCACACCUUGGCCGAGGCAGGCCCAGAUACCGUCACCUACCAACCCCCUCCGGCGACCCCCGCGGGCACGGCCUCGCGGGGGCCAACGGCCAGGGAGGGAGUCGGUCGGUACCUAGGUACCCCGGGCCUGCCCCAAACGGGCCACGACACGACGGACGGCACGACAGCGACGGCGACGACACGACGGGGAGGACGGGCCACCAGGCACGACCCCAACACGGCGAACCGGGGAGGAGGUCCCGGCCGUGCUGGGGGCUGCGCACCCGGCGACCCCCCGGGGGAAGGGGACCGCGCUUUGGCGGCCAUCCCACCGGGUGCGGGGGCUUGGCGCCCCGGAGGUCCAGCGCCCCCCGCCUGCGCCAGAGGGCUGAACAGCCCGACCCCACUCUUGGGGGCCCCCC
Molecule: messenger RNA, 1220 nt
Organism: Prorocentrum cordatum
Lineage: Eukaryota; Dinophyceae; Prorocentrales; Prorocentraceae
Source: the annotation of a GenBank genome assembly